Lolium perenne is the source of this 993-nucleotide messenger RNA. RefSeq lists its product as uncharacterized. Gene Ontology annotation, biological process: protein folding; chaperone-mediated protein complex assembly. Gene Ontology annotation, molecular function: protein-folding chaperone binding; Hsp90 protein binding. The record is from RefSeq and is a predicted model, not a curated record. Gene Ontology annotation, cellular component: cytosol; nucleus. Lineage: Eukaryota; Viridiplantae; Streptophyta; Magnoliopsida; Poales; Poaceae.
AUUACCCUCCUAUACCCUAUUUUUGUUUGCCUUGACCUCGCGUCUUCUAACUUCUGAAGUUCUCAUACUCAUAUCCAAAACCUCUCAAAACCCUCGCUCCCACCCGCCGCCGCCUCCGCCGCCACCUCCACUGCCGAUCCCAAGCAAGAUGAGUCGGCACCCUGAAGUUAGGUGGGCCCAGAGGAUUGACAAGGUGUACAUCACAGUACAAUUGCCUGACGCAAAGGAUGCUAAGGUCAAUCUGGAACCUGAUGGUGUAUUCUCUUUCUCUGCCACUGCUGGAACUGAUGGAAACUCCUAUGAAUCAAAACUAGAUUUGAAUGACAAAGUUAAUGUCGAGGCAAGCAAAAUAAGUGUUGGUGUCAGAUCCAUAUUCUGCAUUGUUGAAAAAGCUGAGGCCAAAUGGUGGAAUAAGCUUGUUCGAGAUGAUCAAAAGGCACCUCACUUUGUGAAAGUUGAUUGGGACAAAUGGGUCGAUGAAGAUGAUGAUGGUGCUGAUAUAAAUGUUGAUGGGAUGGAUUUUGCGAAUAUGGGUGGCAUGGGAGGUAUGCCUGGCAUGGGAGGUAUGCCUGGCAUGGGAGGUAUGGCUGGCAUGGGUGGCAUGGGUGGCAUGGGUGGCAUGGGUGAAUUGGCCAAUAUGAUGGGUGGCAUGGGCGGCAUGGGCAUGCCACAUGGCAUGGGUGGUAUGGGGAUGGAUGAGUUUGACGAUGAGAGUGAUGAGGAAGGAGAAGUGUCCAAACCUCAAGAGGAAGGAAAGGCAGAUGCAGCAAAAAAGCCUGAGGAGGUUGGAGCCAGAGUUGACACAGAGCACGUCAACUGAAAGCUUCUUACUCGAUAAUUCCUACCCAGAUUGUAUCCUCGUGUUUUUAUUGAUCUGCUGAACAGAAGGGCACAUUCUACCCCCCCUGGCAGGAUUGAUGAUAUAUUUUGUAAGAUGAUCAUGCCUUCAUACUCGUGGUCCAAUUAAGAAUCUGGUCCUUCAGCAUAUUAUGA